AAAGAGGAAGAAAAAGAAUGGAGGGACAACCAACCUGCUCUCCUUCCCUCUGCAACACUACUCUUCUCAUUAUUCAAACCGCCUUUUCUUCAUCGUAAAUGCUCACAAAUUUCCCCUUUUAGCUUUCUACAAUUUUAAUUUUUUUUAUCAAUUUGCCGUAUUUUGUAAUAUAUAAUCGCAUUGCUGCUUUUCCGUUACGAGGAGAUUUUCUCUGGAUAUACGUAGAAACUUCUUCACUCACAAGUCGAUAAUCUGUAUCUCCAUAUACGUAUAUGAAAAAUCUCGAAUUGUAGACGCCGUUGCAUCGUUGAUCGUAUCGCAUUGGAUUCAUCGAAUGCAGAAUCAGCCGAUCGGCAUUGCUGGAUCAAUUUCGCCGGAUCGCGGCGGUGCUAAUCGAAGAAAUUCAAACUUAGCGUGAUCUGAAAAUCGACGUCAAUGUCGUGGGGGCUGGGCUGGAAGCGACCUACGGAGGCCUUCCACCUGACAUUGAGUUACGGCCAGGAUGUCGACACGAUCGAGGAAGUAUCGCCGAGGUCAUCGCAGUCGUCAUCCGUAUUCUCAGGCUCGUCCCCCUCGUCUCAGGAGGAUGCCGCGGCGGCGGCUCUCGUUGCUAAUAGCAGCGCCAAUCCGGAUCAAUUAGGGUUUAAGAUUGAGCUGGAAUGGAACGCCAGCGACGGCGAUGAUCAAGUGGCGCUGAAGCUGCAAUCGCAGGUGAUGGUCGCCUUGCCGACGCCGCAGGACACCGUGGAGGUUGAGUUGACGGAGAGGGUGCGGGACGGAGAUUACGAGGUUGAUUUGGAGAACGGUGAAGGCGAGCGAAUGGGGACGGUGGGGCUGGAGAUGAGGGUGGUCAAGAGGAGGGAGCCGCUGAAGGGGGUUAUAAUGUGGAAAGCGGCGGGAUCGGGGCAACAGACUGAUGGAGGAAUGGGGGUGUUGGUGAAGCUAAUGAGGUUGAAUUUUGCCAACGGGGUUGCUGAUGCGGUGGCUGUGGGGUCUGAAUGUGCUGAUCAUUGGCGGAAUGUAUCUGUCGUCAGCCUCUGUGGUCUUGGUUUAUCCGCAUUGCCCGUCGAGAUAACCCGUCUCCCUCUUCUUGAGAAACUGUAUCUUGAUAACAAUAAGCUUUCAGUUUUGCCACCUGAGGUUGGUGAGCUGAAACACUUGAAAGUUCUUGCUGUAGAUUAUAACAUGCUCGUUUCCGUGCCUGUUGAGUUAAGGCAGUGUGCUGGUCUUCUUGAGUUGUCCUUGGAACACAACAAGUUGGUUCGCCCUAUUCUUGAUUUCAGGGCUAUGUCAGAGUUGCGUGUAUUGAGACUUUUCGGGAACCCCCUUGAAUUUCUUCCUGAUAUUUUGCCAUUAAAUGAACUCCGACACUUGUCCCUUGCAAAUAUUCGGAUUGUGGCUGAUGAUAACUUGGUAACACUUGAUGUACAGAUUGAGAUGGAGAAUAGUUCUUAUUUUGUUGCAUCUCGGCAUAAAUUGAGUGCCUUCUUUUCUCUUGUAUUUCGUUUUUCCUCUUGCCAUCACCCUUUACUGGCAUCCGCUCUUGCUAAGAUAAUGCAAGAUGAGGGAAACCGUGUGGUGGUGGGAAAAGACGAGAAUGCAGUGCGGCAGCUCAUAAGUAUGAUAAGCAGUGAAAACCAGCAUGUGGUCGAACAAGCUUGCUCUGCACUUUCAAAUCUUACUUCAGAUAGUUCAGUAGCAAUGGAACUUAUGAAAUCUGAUAUCAUGCAACCUAUUGAGAGAGUGCUUAAAUCCACUGGGUCAAAGGAAGUUAUCUCUGUCUUACAAGUUAUGGUCAAGUUAGCUUUUACGUCGGAUAUUGUAGCUCAAAAAAUGCUGACAAAAGAUAUUUUGAAGUCGCUGAAGUUAUUGUGUGCUCACAAGAAUCCUGAGGUCCAAAGGUUGGCCCUGUUUGCUAUUGGAAAUUUCGCCUUUUGUUUGGAAAACCGCCGUGCACUUGUCACGUCAGAAAGUCUGCAUGAACUUCUUCUGCGACUAACAACUGCACCUGAUCCAGGUGUAUGUAAAGCUGCAGCCCGUGCUUUGGCAAUAUUAGGGGAGAAUGAGAUUCUGCGCCGUGCUAUAAGAGGAAGACAGAUUCCCAAGCGAGGAUUACGCAUACUUACAAUGGAUGGUGGUGGAAUGAAGGGAUUGGCGACGAUUAAGAUGCUACAAGAAAUUGAGAAGGGUACUGGAAAACAAAUUCAUGAGCUUUUUGACCUUAUUUGUGGAACAUCCACAGGCGGUAUGCUUGCUGUUGCUCUUGGAAUAAAAUCAAUGUCAUUGGAAAAGUGUGAAGAAAUAUACAAAGAACUUGGUAGCUUUUCUUUCUUCCAGAAGGAGCCUAAAUUUUCUUUUCGCUCCCCAACCAUUUUUUUAUCGUUAUUAUUUUCCUUCUCCCAUAUAAUUACUCUUAAUCUCAAUUUUCAAGGGAAACUCGUGUUUGCUGAACCUGUUUUUAAGGAAAAUGAAGCAGCAACAUGGAGAGAAAAACUGGAUCAACUAUACAAGAGUUCAUCACAGAGUUUCCGUGUUGUAGUUCAUGGAUCUAAACACAGUGCAGAUCAGUUUGAAAAGCUGCUGAAGGAGAUGUGUGCUGAAGAGGAUGGAGAUCUCCUAAUAGAAUCAGCUGUGAAAAAGGUCCCCAAGGUUUUUGUAGUGUCUACUCUGGUCAGCGUUGCACCAGCUCAGCCAUUUAUAUUUCGAAAUUACCAGUACCCUGUUGGAACACCAGAGCUUUCUUCUGCAGUUUCUGAGAACUUGAUAAAUGGGAGACAAGGAGUUGCAACUACUGGAGCUCAGGUUGGAUACAAAAGGAAUGCUUAUAUUGGAAGUUGCAAGCAUCUAGUAUGGCAGGCCAUAAGAGCGUCAUCUGCAGCACCUUAUUAUUUAGAUGAUUUCUCUGAUGGUAUUUAUCGCUGGCAAGAUGGGGCAAUUGUAGCUAAUAACCCUACAAUUUUUGCCAUACGAGAAGCACAACUUUUGUGGCCUGAUUUGAAAAUAGAUUGUUUAGUUUCAAUUGGCUGUGGGUCUGUUCCAACAAAGGUUCGCAAGGGCGGCUGGCGUUAUUUGGACACUGGACAAGUGUUGAUUGAGAGUGCUUGCUCUGUUGACCGUGUAGAGGAAGCUUUAACUACACUGCUUCCUAUGCUGCCAGAUGUACAAUAUUUUCGAUUCAAUCCAGUUGAUGAACGUUGUGAUAUGGAACUUGAUGAGACUGAUCCAGCAAUCUGGUUAAAGUUAGAGGGUGCUACAGAGGAGUACAUCAAGAAUAAUUCUAUGGCAUUCAAGAAUCUUGCUGAAAGAUUGCUCGAGAGUACUCUUGAUGAUAAAUUCCCAGAUAGUGUCAAGUCCCAGCUCAGAGCAAAGGAUGCCUGUUUGGGCUGGAGACGUGGCGUACUUCUUAUAGAGGCGUCCAAUAGUCCAGAUUCUGGUAGAGUUUUUCACCAUGCACGCUCACUUGAGACAUUUUGUGCUAGUAAUGGAAUAAGAUUAACACUUGUCAAUGGGGCAUUUGGGACCAUGAAGGCUGCUUCAGGAUCUGCAUUUCCAACUCCAUUUACAUCACCCUUGUUUACUGGAAGCUUCCCGUCAACUCCUCUAGUUUACAGUCCCGACACUGGCACACAGCGUGGGGGUAGAAUUGAUUUAGUCCCACCUUUGAGCUUAGAUGGACUUCACUCUGCAAAAUCAACUGCUUCACCCCCCGAGUCUCCCCCUAAGAGGAGGCAGCUUGCUAUGCCUAUUCUAUCCUUGCAUGAGAAAAUACAAAAUUCACCACAGGUGGGCGUAGUUCAUUUGGCACUGCAAAAUGACACACGAGGCUCCAUUUUAUGUUGGCAGAAUGAUGUAUUUGUGGUAGCAGAACCCGGAGAAUUAGCAGAGAAGUUUCUGCAGAAUGUGAAAUACAGCUUGCUAUCAAUGAUGAAGGGACGGAAGAGGAAGUAUACAUCAGUAAUUACCAACAUCUCAACAGUUGCUGAUCUUGUUUCUUGCAGGCCAUACUUCCAGAUUGGGGGUGUGGUCCACAGAUAUAUAGGGCGCCAAACACAGGUCAUGGAAGACGAUCAAGAAAUUGGUGCUUACAUGUUCCGCCGAACUGUUCCGUCCAUGCACUUGACUCCAGAAGAUGUUCGAUGUAUGGUUGGAUCUUGGAGGGACAGAAUUAUAAUUUUCACAGGAAUACAUGGUCCUACACGAGCUAUGGCGAAAGCAUUCCUUGAUUCUGGUGCCAAAGCUGUGAUAUGCCCUUCUUCCGAGCCUGAAGAGUUGCAGCUGACAUCAUUUUACGGGGCAGGUGAGUUUAGUAGUUACGAGAAUGGGAAGUUUGAGAUAGGAUACGAGGAGGGAGAAGACGAGGACCCUGAACCUUCGAGUCCGGUAAGUGACUGGGAAGACAGCGACCCUGAUAAGAAUGGGGAGCCGCCAACGAGUUUAUGGGAUGACGAUGAGAAGGAACGGAGUCAAUUUGUAAGCAAGCUCUACGAAUCAAUGUUUCAAGGUGGUGCAAGAGUGGAUGUCGCUCUAAAGCGUGUACUUGCGUCACAUAAGAGCCUUAGAUAUUCGUGCCACCUAAGCAAUCCGUAGAUGGGAGAGGGUACUGUUCUGUGACUCCGAGGUAUCCACUCCCGUCGUUUUUGUAAUACUAUGUACUUGUACAUACUCAACUAUAUUACAGGAGAAAAUAUUAUAAGAGGAAAA
This is a messenger RNA of Salvia splendens (bonfire salvia), 4701 nucleotides long. RefSeq names its product phospholipase A I. Gene Ontology annotation, molecular function: protein binding; glycerophospholipase activity. Gene Ontology annotation, biological process: fatty acid metabolic process. The record is from RefSeq and is a predicted model, not a curated record. The transcript has 17 exons. Gene Ontology annotation, cellular component: membrane. Lineage: Eukaryota; Viridiplantae; Streptophyta; Magnoliopsida; Lamiales; Lamiaceae. Bases 436 to 4587 code for a protein of 1383 amino acids.